AUGAUCUUCUACUCAUUCUUCAAGACGCUGGUAGGCAAAGAGGUGGCGGUCGAGCUCAAGAACGACGUGGCGCUCAUGGGCGUCCUUGACUCAGUGGACCAAUACCUCAACAUUAAGCUGCUUAACGUGUCCGUCGUGGAAAGUGACAAGUUUCCGCAAUUGAUGAAUAUGAAAAACUGCUUCAUUCGUGGAAGUUCGAUCCGCUACGUCCAGAUCCCAGCGGCAGAAGUGGACACGGAAUUGUUGCAGGAUGCCGCCCGUCGCGAGGCCACGGCAAACAAGCAAAACUAG
This is a messenger RNA of Peronospora matthiolae, 291 nucleotides long. The record is from the annotation of a GenBank genome assembly. Lineage: Eukaryota; Oomycota; Peronosporomycetes; Peronosporales; Peronosporaceae.